AUGUUGAAGGGAGAUUUAUUAUUAGUGUGUGCAUUCCUACGUACCACGGUGAGUUGCGGUGGAUUGUUCAAGCGGAAGUCACUCCACCGACGCAAAUGUUGGGUACAGGGGACGGGCGCAAAGGAGGAACAUGAGGUCAAGCGUGGAGAAAGGGUAACUCCCGUACAGUCUAUGGAAAAAGGUAUGAUAAAUGUCGGUUGGCACGGCGUCCAGGGAAAGCACACAACCGCGAAAAAAGUACAUGACCACCGACAACCAAAUGUAGUGUGUGAAGGAUCGUCAUGCCGCCCAAGUGAAUGCAGUACUCUGAGGGAAUUAAGGGCAGGGUGUGGACUGAUAGACCCGAAAGGGCGAAUACUAAGCACCGGGGUGAAGCUUCCGCGGUUUCCCCCCUCGCACUAUUCAGCAAAUGACGAAACAGGCACGCUAUUAGUGGAAAAUACUUCUCCCUCCAAAAAACGAAAGCACAACUUCGUAUAA
Messenger RNA from Trypanosoma brucei brucei TREU927, 480 nucleotides. RefSeq lists its product as hypothetical. Bases 1 to 480 code for a protein of 159 amino acids. NCBI's taxonomy places the organism in Eukaryota, Euglenozoa, Kinetoplastea, Trypanosomatida, Trypanosomatidae. The transcript has a single exon. The record is from RefSeq and is a predicted model, not a curated record.